Molecule: messenger RNA, 1152 nt
Organism: Lasiodiplodia theobromae
Lineage: Eukaryota; Fungi; Ascomycota; Dothideomycetes; Botryosphaeriales; Botryosphaeriaceae
Product: Mandelate racemase/muconate lactonizing enzyme
Exons: 5
Coding region: 1-1152 (383 amino acids)
Biological process (GO): D-galactonate catabolic process; amino acid catabolic process
Molecular function (GO): galactonate dehydratase activity
Source: RefSeq, a predicted model, not a curated record
AUGGCUCCCAUCAAGAACCUAGAGUAUUUUCGCGUCGUGCCCAGGUGGUUGUUUGUCAAAAUCACCGACGAUGCCGGCAACUUUGGCUGGGGUGAAGCAACGUUGGAGGGUCACACCGAAGCCAUUGAGGGCACCUUGAACGAGUUCAAGACACGCAUCCUCGGCCUCGACGCCGACGACAUUGAGCACAUCUGGCAAUUAAUAUGGCGUCUCGGCUUUUACAGAGGCGGCCCCGUCUUCAUGAGCGCUCUGUCUGGCAUUGACAUUGCUCUCUGGGAUCUCAAGGGCCGCAGGCUAGGCCAGCCAAUCCACCAGCUCCUCGGCGGCAAGGUCCGCAAUAAGGUCUCCGUCUACGCCUGGAUCGGCGGCAACCGGCCCAACGACGUCGAGGCCGCGGCCAAGGCGCGCAAGGCCCAGGGCUUCAAGGCCGUCAAGAUGAACGCCACCGAGGACAUGAACUGGCUCGACUCGCCCAGCGUGCUCGAGUCGGCCGUCGAUCGCCUCAAGACGGUGAAGGCGCUCGGCAUGGACGCCGCCAUGGACUUCCACGGCCGUGUGCAUAAGCCCAUGGCGAAACAGCUCGCCAAGGCCCUCGAGCCCUACCACCCGCUCUUCAUCGAGGAACCUCUCCUAUCAGAGCACCCGGAAGGCGUCAAGCAAAUCUCGGAGCUGACGACCUGCCCAAUCGCCCUCGGCGAGCGCCUGUUCAACCGGUGGGACGUCAAGCGUUUCCUGCAAGACGCGUCCGUCGACAUUUUGCAACCCGAUGUCUCCCACUGCGGCGGCAUCUCCGAGAUCAAGAAAAUCGCCGCCAUGGCCGAGGCGUACGAUGUCGCCAUAGCGCCGCACUGCCCUCUGGGCCCCAUUGCCCUGGCAGCUUGCCUACAGAUCGGAAUCAGCACUCCCAACCAUGUGAUCCAGGAGAUGUCGCAAGGAAUCCACUACAACACCGAAGCGGGCGAUUUUGACAUCCACAGUUACGUCACCGACGCCAGUGUCUUCACCGUCAAGGACGGCUACGUCGAUGCCCUGACCGGCCCCGGCCUUGGCAUUGAGAUCAACGAAGAGCUUGUCCGCCAGGUUGCACAGACAGCAACGCCCUGGCCCAAUGGAGAGUUCUACGGCCCUGACGGAAGUAUCCGAGAGUGGUGA